Molecule: messenger RNA, 645 nt
Organism: Paraglomus brasilianum
Lineage: Eukaryota; Fungi; Glomeromycota; Glomeromycetes; Paraglomerales; Paraglomeraceae
Source: the annotation of a GenBank genome assembly
AUGAGCCAAAUAUUACUUCCAACUCUUAGGAACAGACAGUUGUGGCCUCUUACUCCUAUGUCACAGCGAUUUAAAUCGACAAAUUUCGACAGGCAGCGUCCCGGAGACUGGGUUUGCCCAAAUUGCAAUGCCAACAACUUUGCCUUCAGAACUGAAUGCUUUCAGUGUGGUGAAAAAACAUCUGAAGUCGUGGAACGCAGACAGAGACCGGGAGAUUGGUCAUGUCCUGGGUGUAAAUUUUUUAACUUUUCUGAUCGACAGGAAUGUUACAAGUGUGGGCAACCGAAAGGUGAUGCUGCUGUGGUAGAGGAUGGGGACAGUAUGAACAGAGGUAACGAUGAUGGAAUGGAUCGAGGUAAUGAUGGAAUGGAUCGAGGUAGUGAAAGAAUGGAUCGAGGUAGUGAAAGAAUGGAUCGAGAUAGUGAUAGAAUGGAUCGAGGUAAUGAUAGAAUGGAUCGAGGUAAUGAUAGAAUGGAUCGAGGUGGUUAUAGGAUGAAUCGGGGUGGAGACAGAAUGGAUCGGGGUGGCGGUAGGACGGAUCGAAGAGGAGGCAAUAGGGCGGGUCGAGGUGGAAGCAGGAUGGAUCGAGGUGAUAGAAUGGAUCGAGGUGGCGAUAGAGGUCGAAGUUCAGAGAGGCGUUUUUAG